Molecule: messenger RNA, 2556 nt
Organism: Cyclospora cayetanensis
Lineage: Eukaryota; Apicomplexa; Conoidasida; Eucoccidiorida; Eimeriidae
Product: heterogeneous nuclear ribonucleoprotein U-like protein 2
Exons: 11
Coding region: 1-2556 (851 amino acids)
Molecular function (GO): protein binding
Source: RefSeq, a predicted model, not a curated record
AUGGGCACGGAGAAAUACUAUGUUCUUCGCGGGCAGAAAGGGGAAGAGAGUACGGAGGGAGACCAAUGCACAUGCACCUCAGACAGAGGCAUGCAUGGGGAUGCAAGAAGUCGCGGCUACGGAAGUAGAAGAGCGGUCAGAGCUUGGCUCGGGCGCCGUGUCCGCAACAGCACUUUACAUCGAAUUCCACGGCUUCUGUCAUGGGCAGUCAGGCUAAGUCAACGGGAAAGGACGCAAACGAAUGCUAAAAGCCAACAACUGUUCAGUAUUGCGCCUGUUGCUGCAGCAAGAAAGCCUGACUCUAGUGCCUGCUGUUGUUGCAAGGGGCAGCUGCUACCACACCGCGCCGACGGACUGAAAAAUCUGAAGUGGAGGCAGCAAGCAGCUUUUCACCCCGAACAAAGGAAAAUUCCACGCAUGCAAAACAGGGCCCCGGGAGGGCGAACACAAAACACCCCGCAAUUAGCGCAUUGGCACAUCAAAGCGGUGGCCUUCACCGUACCACCCCUUAUUUUCCAAAAUUCUUUUUCUCCUUCUCAAGACUACGGUGGAAUUGUGAACGGCCAGGCCCUCCCACCCACAGCAGCCAGCUCAGUCGCAGAGGGUGCAACUGCCGAUAAGCCGCAGCAGCAGCUGCAACAGCAGCGGGAUGAUGACACGACGAUUAGUGAAAAGCAAGCAGCGAAAGCAGCGGGAGAGGUAGCAGCGUCUCCAGCAACGGAAAAGCCAGAAUAUGGGAAAGACGCUCCCGAGCUGCUUCCUAAUGGCAUUCCAAAAGUGGUAUUUGAUGUGCCGACAUCAGCUACAACCAACGCAGGAGGCGUCGCAGGGGGAUCAGCAGAUUUCACGAGAUUCGGGGUGUGUCUAGAUGCCGCUGAUUCCCACUUGGAUCUGCAGAUCGACCGGAACAACCCCCGAAAAGCAACUUGCAUGCAUACUGAUGGAUUUCAGUACUUGUGGAAGGGGGUGCGAGCUUCUCACGGGGUCAAAGGGUCGGGAAAGUAUUUUUUUGAAGUAAAAGUGGGACCAAAACCGGCUAAGGUUGUAAUGCCAGACACCCCCGAGAGCACACAACAUGUGUGCAGAGUGGGAGUAAGCCAGCCCCUCACGAGCCUUCAUCUAGGUGAUUCUGCUGAAUCUUGGGGAUUCGGAGGGACGGGAAAAAAGUCGACAAACAGGAAGUUCUCGGACUAUGGAACCUCUUUCACUGCAGGCGACGUUGUGGGCGUGGUUAUUGAUUUGGAUGCACUGUCUCUGUCCUUCACAAAAAACGGACAGUUCCUUGGGGGGGCAUUUGACCUGCCUCGGAAAGUCAGAGAGACUGGGCUUUUUCCGCAUGUGUACGUGAAGAAUUUUGACUUCGAGAUUAACUUCAGGCAGGCAACCAAAUGGACCGAACCCCCAGGGCAGGGAUUCAAGUUUCUAGGAGAUCUCAAGGAGGAGGAAAUGAUGGUGAAUCCUGUUGAGCACCCGAAGAGCGUCUCGGAAUGCGAGUUCAUCAUGAUGUGCGGACUACCAGCAUGCGGCAAGACGUAUUGGGCAGAGCGGCAUAUGGAGCGACAUGCCAAAAAGUCGUACGUCUUGCUAGGUACCAACGCCGUGAUCGAUCAGAUGAAAGUAAUGGGGCUCAGGAGACAGGCAAAUUAUGCAGAUCGAUGGGAGGAGCUCAUGUCCACUGCCACAGCAGUAUUCAACAGUCUCGUUACAUAUGCCGGAUCGGGAGUCGUGCCGCGCAACAUCAUUAUCGACCAGACGAAUGUCUUUAAACGCGCUAGGUCCCGCAAAGUUCAGCCCUUCCUAGCAUGGGGCACGCGGCGCUGUGUUACGAUGGUGACUGACGAGCAGACACUCCAGCAGCGGACGGCCAAGAGGGAGAGGGAGGAAGGGAAGAUGGUCCCUGUUGAGGCUGUGAUGGACAUGAAGGCUGCAUUUGCUCUGCCGUCUCGCGAAGAUGGUUUUACGGUUAUCGACUACGUAGAGCUUCCAGAGGCAGAAAGCCGGAGGGAAAUUAGGCGCAUAAACGAGGAGGGGCGAGCUUUCAAGGCAAAUAACCCAGGAAGGAGCAAUAGGCAGCCGAAGCCGCACAUCGAAGCGCGCACUGCAUGCGAGGACUUGGAUGCUAACCCUGCAAAGCGGCAGAAGGGAUACCAGGGGCAGGGGUCUCCGCCCCACGAUUCCUGGGGUCCCAGGGAUCAUGGGGCCCCCAGGGAUCAUGGGGCCCCAGUAGAGGCCAUUCGGGCGCCUGGCAGCAACAGGGAGGCCGUGGAGGCUUUUCCCAUGGAAAUGCCCACGGCUUCUACCAACAGCAAGACGGCCGACCCAAGCAGAUCCGUAUCGGUAAACUCUGCCUGCAAAGAUAGUAAAAACACUGGGGACGUUGCCAUGAGUAUGCGUGGCAUGAUGUUUGAGCAAGCAACGAGGCCAACACCGUGCAGUGCACUCCUCUAUGAAGACGGGCGCUUUUGGCACGUUGCUGCUUCUCAAAGCAUAAAGGGUGUGCGUAUCCGUCUACCAGCAAGAUGUGUGCCAAGCCACUGCCCUCCCGUGGUCUGUUGA